This is a messenger RNA of Panthera uncia (snow leopard), 2274 nucleotides long. RefSeq names its product potassium voltage-gated channel modifier subfamily G member 1 (gene KCNG1). Gene Ontology annotation, cellular component: membrane; voltage-gated potassium channel complex. The transcript has 2 exons. The coding region runs from base 169 to 1725 and encodes 518 amino acids. Lineage: Eukaryota; Metazoa; Chordata; Mammalia; Carnivora; Felidae. Gene Ontology annotation, molecular function: protein binding; delayed rectifier potassium channel activity. The record is from RefSeq and is a predicted model, not a curated record. Gene Ontology annotation, biological process: regulation of delayed rectifier potassium channel activity; protein homooligomerization; potassium ion transmembrane transport.
GCUGGCCCGGGGCUCAGGGCUUCCCCUGUGAAUCCGGGGGGGGGGGACACAGUUCGGUCCCUAACAGCAAAUGUCUGCAGCCUCGGGACUGCUUGCCCAGGCUCUGGAGUCGCUGAGGGUCUCUCCUCCCUUCUCCCCCCAGGCCCGAGGGGGAUGUGAAGGCCCAAAAUGACCCUCUUACCGGGAGACAAUUCUGACUACGACUACAGCGCCCUGAGCUGCGCCUCGGACGCCUCCUUCCACCCGGCCUUCUUCCCGCAGGGCCAGUCCCUCAAGGGCGUCUUCUACCGCCGCGCGCAGCGCCUGCGGCCCCGGCCCCAGGACGCGCCCCGCCAGGGCGGCCAGCCCGACGACCGCCGGCGGCAGAUCAUCAUCAACGUGGGCGGCAUCAAGUACUCGCUGCCCUGGACCACGCUCGAGGAGUUCCCGCUGACGCGCCUGGGCCAGCUCAAGGCCUGCACCAACUUCGACGACAUCCUGAACGUGUGCGAUGACUACGACGUGACCUGCAACGAGUUCUUCUUCGACCGCCACCCGGGGGCGUUCGGCACCAUCCUGACCUUCCUGCGGGCCGGCAAGCUCCGCCUGCUGCGGGAGAUGUGCGCCCUGUCCUUCCAGGAGGAGCUGCUGUACUGGGGCGUCGCCGAGGACCGCCUGGACGGCUGCUGCAAGCGCCGCUACCUGCAGAAGAUCGAGGAGUUCGCCGACGUGGUGGAGCGGGCGGAGGAGGACGACGACGAGCCGCCGUCCAGCGAGGACCCCGGCAGCGAGGGCGCGGCCGAGGGCGAGGGCCGCCUGGGCCGCUGCAUGCGGAGACUGCGCGACAUGGUGGAGAGGCCGCACUCCGGGCUGCCGGGCAAGGUGUUCGCCUGCCUCUCGGUGCUCUUCGUCACCGUCACUGCCGUCAACCUGUCCAUCAGCACCCUGCCCAGCCUGCGGGAAGAGGAGGAGCAGGGCCGGUGCUCGCAGAUGUGCCGCAACGUCUUCAUCGUGGAGUCGGUGUGCGUGGGCUGGUUCUCCCUCGAGUUCCUCCUGCGGCUCAUCCAGGCGCCCAGCAAGUUCGCCUUCCUGCGGAGCCCGCUGACGCUGAUCGACAUGGUGGCCAUCCUGCCCUACUACAUCACCCUGCUGGUGGACGGCGCCUCCGCGGGCCGCCGCAAGUCCGGCGCGGGCAACAGCUACCUGGACAAGGUGGGGCUGGUGUUGCGGGUCCUGCGGGCGCUGCGCAUCCUGUACGUCAUGCGUCUGGCCCGCCACUCCCUGGGGCUGCAGACGCUGGGGCUCACGGCCCGCCGCUGCACCCGCGAGUUCGGGCUCCUGCUGCUCUUCCUCUGCGUGGCCAUCGCCCUCUUUGCCCCCCUUCUCUACGUCAUCGAGAACGAGAUGGCCGACAGCCCCGAGUUCACCAGCAUCCCUGCCUGCUACUGGUGGGCCGUCAUCACCAUGACAACCGUGGGCUACGGCGACAUGGUGCCCCGGAGCACGCCCGGCCAGGUGGUGGCGCUCAGCAGCAUCCUCAGCGGCAUCCUGCUCAUGGCCUUCCCGGUGACCUCCAUCUUCCACACCUUCUCGCGCUCCUACCUGGAGCUCAAGCAGGAGCAGGAGAGGGUGAUGUUCCGGAGGGCGCAGUUCCUCAUCAAGACCAAGUCGCAGCUGAGCAGCAUGUCGCACGACAGUGACAUCUUGUUCGGAAGUGCCUCCUCGGACACCAGAGACAACAACUGAGCUCAGAGGACACACCCCGCCGCCCCCACCGCCGCCGCCGUCGUCGCCAGGAUACCCCCAGCUCUGCCUGCCCUCUGCGGCCUGAAGCUAUUGCCGUCACUAUCAGAAGCCUCUUCAGGCACGUGCUGCUCUGAGCGCGGCCCUGGCACAGAACCGACUGGAACCACACCCCGAGGAGGAAGACUGCAAGGUCCUCAGAGGAGCCCCUACCACUCUGCGUCCACAAGUGAAGCAGAAGCUGGCCGAGAGCCCAGCACCCCCGCCCCCCAUCCCCCAUCCCCCAUGUCUGUUUCCCUCAAUAAGGAGAUGGCUUUGUUCUUUCCACCAUGUACAUAACAUGCCCAGCAAAGACUUGCUUCAUGGGCCUGCCUGGAGAAAAAAUACAAAUGGCAACAGCAAAUGUCUGUGUGUAGUGUGGAUCGUAUGCAAUUAAAGAAAACCAGUGAAAAAGAGAGAAAAUGCCUUCCCCAGGGCUCUGAAGAGAGGAAGCUGUUUGCAAAGCCAGCCAGGGCCGGUACUGGGAGUACAGGGGCCUGUUUCCUUGGGUCG